Molecule: messenger RNA, 441 nt
Organism: Mizuhopecten yessoensis (Yesso scallop)
Lineage: Eukaryota; Metazoa; Mollusca; Bivalvia; Pectinida; Pectinidae
Exons: 4
Coding region: 68-400 (110 amino acids)
Source: RefSeq, a predicted model, not a curated record
CGGACCGGCUAUAUCAGUCAUUCCCCGACGGAGUAGAUUACGGUCAAACACAGAUCCGAUCGGCAACAUGCGAGUCUUAAUAACAGCGCUUCUGGUUUGUAUUGCUUUGGCUUUAUGCCAAGCAGCAGUAAAGCGUGCAUUCCCCUGCACGAUAGCCUUGGACUGUAAAGCUUCAGUUGACACUUGUGAGGAUACCACCCAUCAUUGGUCGUGUUUACACCAUCUCUGCGCGUGUCAAUCACAUGGAUCAACAUCUGCUCCCAACGCCAGGCCCCACGAAGGUUCACCAUGCUCGGACAAAGACGAGUGUAGGAUGGAUAACUGUCCGCACGACAAUGAACAUUGCUAUGACGGUGCCUGCAAAUGCACACACAUCAGCGACGAACACCAUCACGGAUAAUCAUCGCUCUUCCUUCCUAAUAAAUCUGCGAUCCGAACUUC